UGUGUGUUCGAGCGCGUCCGGGCGGAGGCAGCAGGACACUCUGACCGGACACCACACACACACACACACACACAUACACACGCGCUCACACACCGCGACGCACCGCGCCGUCCGGACGCACCGCCGCAGAGUCAGGAUGGACUCACACGGGAUGAGCAGCUCCCCGGACGUCAGGGCGCAGCGGGGCUACGUCAUGCAGCCGGGUCCCAGAGGCGGCAGCCAGGACAACCUGUUUGGAGUGAGGGUGCAGGUUCAAGGGAUCAAAGGUCAACCCUUUGUGGUUCUGAACAGCAGCGGCCAAGAGAGCCACAGGGACAUUUCUGUCAUCACCCACCAGGCGGGGUACAACCCGGGUGUGGUGAGGAGGUCAGUGGAUGACAGAUGCUCCUCGCUGGACACACGGAGGACCGUCAACUCCUCCGUGUUUCAUUAUCAGAAGCACCCAGAGAUCCUGAGGCCUUAUGACCCCGAGAGCAACAACCUGAAUCUGGUUGUCCAAACCGCUGGACAGCAGCGCAGUGGGCCUCCACCCGGGACGAAUGUGAUCAAACCCCGGAUCCCUCUGCCUGCCGAGGGCCCAGGAGGAGAUCCACACGAGGUGACCCAAAGCAAGGUUCCCAACUCAGGUGCACAAAUCCCCACAAAGUCCCCAAACCUGGUGGACACCGACUCCAUCGUGUCUGUGGGACGACUGAUCAGCCAGUUCAACAACAGCCAGCGGAGGGGACGAGGCCCCAGACACAGACUGGACUCUCAGGCCUGCCACCGGUCGCGCAGCGUGGACAGCGGUCGAGUCUCGGACUCGUCCUCGUCUUCCUCCGCAUCGAGCAGGGCCUCGUCUCUGAGGGGAGUCAGAGGAGAGACCCCCGACGGGAUUUACCCUCCAGGUUCAGCCAGAGCUCGACUCCUCAGCGAUAACACUUUGGUACACAAGAGGGAGGAAAACAAGCCGACGACACUUUAUAAAGACCAUCAUGACAAAGAAGCAGCACUUCAUCAUGCAUCUAAGCAGCCUCUCUCAGCAGGAAAACCUUCCAUCUCCGUGUUAUCUAUCGACCAAACUGAUGAAUCCGAUGACAGAGACAUUCUGGUCACUCCUGAUCUUCUGAAAGGACAGCAAGAGCUUUCAGCGGAUCCACCCCAAGAAGCAACUCAACAGAUUCUGUUUACAUACCUGAAGGACGGGACGACCGAUGACGACUCCACCACCCAAAGAAAAGUCAACCUGCUGCUCGGACGGAUCGAGAAGCUCAAGUGGAAGACAGCUGAGAAUGUGGAGGAGGAGGAGAAAGAGAUGAAGCUCCUGGAACAGAACCAGGCCACGCUGGAGAAAGAGUUAUCUGAACUAAAGGAGAAACUGGAAACUAAGAUGAAGAAUGAAAUGACUCUAGCCAAAGCCUGUGAGAAGGCGAGGACGGAGAAGAAGAAACUCCAGGAAGAACUUUCCAAAAGUCAGGAAGAGCUCUGCAAACUCAGGGAGAAACUGGCUGUAAUUGAGGCAGAACUCCAGUCUACAAAACAGCAGCUGACUCAGAUGAAGGCCGAGAAAGAAAGAUCAAAGGCGGAGAUGAAAGAUCUCCAGCAUCAGCUCUCCGAGAUGCAUGAUGAGUUGGACCAUGCCCAGAGGGCAGAGGCGAUAAAUGCGCAGAAAGAGAUCCUCCUGCAGGAUCUGGCACAGCUCCGCCUGGACUUCCAGGAGAUGCUGCAGGUGAAGGAGGAGCAGGAGGAAGUGCUGCGCCACAGGGAGCGGGAGCUGGGCGCCCUGAAGGGGGCCCUUAAAGAGGAGGUGGAGACUCACGAUAAAUACUUGGCUGCUCUGAAGGACGAGUUUGAAGAGGAGCUGGAGAAGCUGCUCAGGGAUCUGGAUCAGGUCAAAGAGAGUAAUGCUCAGCUGGGUCAGGCCAAGGUGGAGGCAGAGGAGAAGAGCGGAGCCACUAAGAUGCAGCUGAAGGAGCUGAGCCAAGAGAGAGAUCAACUGAGAGGGAAAGUUCAGGAGCUGAACAACAAGGUGGAUCAGCUGAAUCAGACCAUUCAGGACUGCAGGACGACCGAGCGGCUGAUGGAGCAGAGAGCGAAGCAGCUGGAGAGGGAAAAGCAGCAGGUGGAGGAGACGCUGAACGACGUGAGGAGGAAUGAGGAGGAGAUGUGUCAGUCUAAUCAGUCACUGCUCACUCGCUUGGAGGACGUGCAGGGGAAGCUCACCAAACUCAACCACGAGCACAGGGAGCUGAAAGAGAAGCUCAAGGAUGAGAGGAAGCAAAUUGAGGAGCUGUGGAAGGCGAAGACCGACCUGGAGGAUGAGCGGCGGCUGCAGGACCGGGCCGUGGAGCAGCUGCAGAGGAAGAUGAACAGCAUCAUGGAGGAGUGCGAGGCGUCUACAGAUGUGCUUCAGAACCAGGUCGACGAGGCCAAAGAGAGGAGUCAGAGGGAGUUGGCCGAGCUGCGCAGGCAGCUGCAGGAAAAGGGAGCCGAGCUGGAGAAAUCCAGACAGGCUGCCAAAAAGCUUCAGGAAGAGCUGCUUCCUCUGGAGGAGGAUUUGCAGCGGAGUCGCAGGGAGCAGCAGGAGGCCCAGCAGAGGGGCCGGCAGCUGGAGCAGAGGGUGGGGGAGCUGCAGGACAGGAACGCCGCCGCCGUGGAGGACCGAGAGCGGCAGGUCAAACUCAUGGAGGGGCGGAUCAGUCAGCUGGAAGAAGACCUGAACGAUGAGCGCAGCAGCGCCGACCGGCUGAUGGAGCGGUUAGAUAAAACCAAAGAGCAGCUGGAUCAGAUGAGGAGCGAGCUGAUGCAGGAGAGAGCGGUCAGGCAGGACCUCGAGUGUGACAAGACCAGCCUGGAGAGACAGAAUAAAGAUCUCCGGAGCAGAGUGACUCAUCUGGAGGCAUCCCAGAAGACGAACCAGGACUCGCUGGUCUCCAAACUCAACAGUCGCAUCCAGGAACUGGAAGAGAGGCUCCAAGCAGAAGAGAAGGACAACAACAGCCUGCAACAGGUGAACCGCAAGCUGGAGCGCAAGGUGAAGGAGAUGAAGAUGCAGUCGGACGAGGAACACGUCAACCUGCGGAGCCAGACGGAGCAGCUGACUCAGAGGCUGAAGACGGCGAAGAGGCAGAUGGACGAGGCGGAGGAGGAGAUCGAGCGUCUGGAGCACGCCAAGAAGAAGCUGCAGAGGGAAGUGGACGAGCAGAUCGAGGCCAACGAGCAGCUCCACGGCCAACUGAGCGCGCUUCGGAACGAGAUGAGGCGUAGGAAGAAAUCGCCUCCUCUCAUUAAGGUUGUGGAGAACGACACCAACGACUUGGACGACUUUGGCUCUGACUGAUCAACCAAACUGUGAUUUUCAAAAAAAAAAAAAAAACUGGAAGAACAUUUCUGGACUCGGUUGAGAAAUUUUGGACUCAUCAUGAACAUUUAACUCCAUAAUUCACUCAAUAA
Molecule: messenger RNA, 3432 nt
Organism: Salarias fasciatus (jewelled blenny)
Lineage: Eukaryota; Metazoa; Chordata; Actinopteri; Blenniiformes; Blenniidae
Product: cingulin-like protein 1
Exons: 19
Coding region: 137-3319 (1060 amino acids)
Biological process (GO): protein localization to cell-cell junction
Cellular component (GO): myosin complex; bicellular tight junction
Source: RefSeq, a predicted model, not a curated record